This is a messenger RNA of Rhopalosiphum maidis (corn leaf aphid), 2164 nucleotides long. Its product is annotated as ATP-binding cassette sub-family B member 10, mitochondrial. Gene Ontology annotation, biological process: transmembrane transport. Gene Ontology annotation, molecular function: ATP binding; ATP hydrolysis activity; ABC-type oligopeptide transporter activity. The record is from RefSeq and is a predicted model, not a curated record. Gene Ontology annotation, cellular component: membrane. Bases 143 to 2065 code for a protein of 640 amino acids. The transcript is spliced from 10 exons. Lineage: Eukaryota; Metazoa; Arthropoda; Insecta; Hemiptera; Aphididae.
AUUAAUUAUAAAAUUAUUAUUAGUGACAUAUAUAUAUAUAUAUAGUUAGUUGCUUUAGUAUUUAGAUUUAUUGCAUUACACAUAUUUUAUAUAAUUUUGUUACUUACAAUAACUACUUACAGUAGUUGAAUUACUGUGCAAUAUGACGUUUGGCCUAUUGCGUUACAGCUUGUGUACAAAAUUUAAAUUGCCCAUUCAUUAUCAACUCAAUUUUACAGUUCAAAUCCCUCGUUGUAGGGCACGAAAGCCUUUAUUUAAUGAAACUGUACGAUGGAUGAGCACAAAAAGUACAACGAAGGAAUCAAAGAAAUUAUUUUCUGAAUCCAAGUUUCUGAGAUUGUAUUCGCUUGCUAAACCAGAAAAAAAUAAGCUCAUAUGUGCUGUAUGUUUUUUAUUAGUAUCUAGUGCAGUUACGAUGGCGAUUCCAUUUUCGUUUGGACGGAUUGUUGAUAUAAUUUAUAAAUCUGAUAUCACAGAAGCUCAAUCUAAAUUGAUUACAAUAUGUACUAUACUGUUACCUAUAUUUGUAAUUGGAGCUGCUUGCAAUUUUGGACGCAUAUAUUUAAUGAAUACUUCUGGUUACAAAAUAACAAAAACACUUCGAGAAUUAUUAUUUAAAUCCCUGUUGUCACAAGAAACUGCAUACUUUGAUCGUCAUAGAACCGGAGAACUUAUUAAUCGACUAUCAUCUGAUUGUUUACUAGUAAGCCAAACCAUCACUACUAAUAUUUCUGAUGGACUGCGUUCUAGUAUAAUGGUUGCCAGUGGUGUUUCUUUUAUGUUUUUUGUAUCUCCAAAAUUAGCUUUGGUUGGCUUAUCCAUAGUGCCUCCAAUUGCUGCAUUGGCUGUGAUAUAUGGACGUUUUGUACGAAAAAUUACACGAUCUGUACAGGAUUCAUUAGCUGUUACAAAUCAAGUUGCUGAAGAAAAAAUAUCAAAUAUCAGAACUGUAAAAGCAUUUAGCCAAGAAAAAAAAGAAAUGUUUUUGUAUGAAAAAAAAAUGAAUGAAGUAUUGCAGCUUUCUAUUAAAGAAUCAUUCAUGAGAGGGUUGUUUUUUGGGAUGACAGGAUUUGCCGGUAAUUUCAUAAUUAUAUCUGUAUUGUACAGUGGUGGAUUGUUGGUCAGUGAACAAGCCAUUAGUGUUGGAGAAUUGAGCUCAUUUUUAUUAUAUGCCGCUUACACGGGAGUGUCUAUUGGUGGUUUAUCAACAUUCUAUUCUGACAUUAAUAGAGGUUUGGGUGCAUCAUCAAGAAUAUGGGAAAUUAUUGAUCGUAAACCAUCAAUACCUAUUUCUGGUGGGCUAAAACCAUUGACUGAUCCUAAAGGUGAUAUAAGUUUCCAGAAUAUUGUAUUUAAUUAUCCAAAUCGACCAGACGCACCUAUUCUUAAUGGAUUGAACUUAGAAAUACCUAGUGGUAUGAUAUAUGCAUUAGUUGGCCAUAGUGGUAGUGGUAAAAGUACAUUAGGUCAUUUAUUAUUAAGACUUUAUGAUCCACAAAGUGGUCAAGUGUGUUUAGACAAAACAGAUUUAAAAAUGUAUGAUCCAAUUUGGUUACAUAGUCAUAUUGGAGUAGUUAGUCAAGAGCCGAUUUUAUUUUCUGGGACUGUUAAAGAAAAUAUUGCAUAUGGCCGUGAAAGUGUUACAGAUAAUGAAAUUAUUGAUGCUGCUAAAGAAGCAAAUGCUUAUGAUUUUAUCGUGAAAACAUUUCCAGAAAAAUUUGAUACAGUUGUUGGAGAACGUGGUGUUCUAUUGUCAGGUGGCCAAAAACAAAGGAUAGCUAUUGCUAGAGCAUUACUAAAAAAUCCUAAAAUCUUAUUAUUAGAUGAAGCUACAAGUGCAUUAGAUGCGGAGAGUGAAAAGUUAAUUCAAGAAGCGUUGCAGAGAGUUUCAAAAGGAAGAACUGUAUUGACAAUUGCACAUAGGUUAUCUACUAUUAAGAAUGCAGAUAAAUUGGCUGUAAUAUUCAAUGGAAAAAUAGUUGAAUUAGGUUCUUAUGAUGAACUUAUGUGUAUAGAAAAUGGUUUAUUUAGAAAACUCAACAAAAAUCAAGUAUUGACAAGUUAAUAUUGGUAUACUACAAAUGUAAACUAAUAUAUGGUAUUAAGGUGUAUUAUAAGUGUUCAACAUAUUAUUGUUAUUCUUGUUAUAUUAUAUAUAUAUAUG